This is a messenger RNA of Alternaria postmessia, 1827 nucleotides long. RefSeq lists its product as uncharacterized. The record is from RefSeq and is a predicted model, not a curated record. Gene Ontology annotation, biological process: carnitine metabolic process. Bases 1 to 1827 code for a protein of 608 amino acids. Lineage: Eukaryota; Fungi; Ascomycota; Dothideomycetes; Pleosporales; Pleosporaceae. Gene Ontology annotation, molecular function: carnitine O-acetyltransferase activity. Gene Ontology annotation, cellular component: peroxisome; mitochondrion. The transcript is spliced from 3 exons.
AUGGCACCAACAAGGAAACAGUCGAGUUUGCCAGCGGGCUACAAGGAGGACCACAGCAAAGGCGCCAUGCUGCGCUUUGAAGAUUCUCUCCCACGACUCCCCGUUCCCACACUAGAGGAAACCGCAAAGCGAUACCUCAAGUCCGUUCACCCACUCCUCUCCCAGAACGAAUUCGACGCGACCACAAAAGCCGUCAACGAAUUUGUAGCCCCUGGUGGUCCCGGAGAGAAACUACAGAAGCGCUUGGUGGAGCGGAGAGAGGACCCCAAACACAGGAACUGGAUCUACGAGUGGUGGAAUGAUGCUGCCUACAUGGCCUACCGCGACCCCGUCGUGCCAUACGUCAGCUACUUCUACUCGCACCGCGAUGACAGGAAGAGGCGAAACCCGGCAAAGCGUGCUGCUGCCCUGUCAACAGCCGUGCUCGAAUUCAAGAAGAUGGUCGAUGAAGGCAGUCUGGAGCCCGAGUACAUGAAGAAGCUCCCCAUGGCCAUGAGCUCCUAUGAGCACAUGUUCAACUGCUGCCGUGUCCCCAAGAAGCCAUCAGACACCAGCGUAAAGCACUCUUACAAGGAGAACGCGCACAUCAUCGCCAUCAGGAAGAACCAGUUCUGGAAGAUUCCCCACGAGAUCAAUGGAAAGCAACUCAACACUAGCGAGCUCGAGCUCCAGUUCAAGCGCGUUUACGAGAAGGCUGAAAAGGCACCCGCAGUCGGCAGCCUCACGUCUCAAAACCGUGAUGUCUGGUCAGACGUAUACCCCAAGCUCAAGGCUGCCUCGAGCGUCAAUGCCGCAACACUUCAGGAGAUUGAAGCCGCAUCAUUCAUCGUCUGCCUCGACGACGCUUCUCCCGUUACUCUCGAAGAGCGCGCACACCAAUAUUGGCACGGCGACGGCGCAAACCGCUGGUACGACAAGCCCCUCCAAUUUAUUGUCAACGAGAACGGCACAUCAGGUUUCAUGGGCGAGCACUCCAUGAUGGACGGUACACCCACCCACCGCCUCAACGACUAUGCGAACCAGCAAAUCUUCAGCAACGCCCUUCCCUUCGACGACCCCAACGUACGCUCCGACCUCCCUAACCCGAAACCCCUUCGAUUCGAGAUCAACAAGGAGCUGCAACAGGACAUUGCCGACGCGCAAGCACAUUUCGCCAGCCAGAUUGGCGCACACGAGCUCAGAGUACAGGCAUACCAAGGCUACGGCAAGGGCUUGAUCAAGAAGUUCAAGUGCAGUCCUGACGCCUACGUACAAAUGAUCAUCCAACUUGCAUACCACAAGUUCUAUGGCAAGAACCGUCCUACCUACGAAUCUGCUGCUACCCGUCGCUUCCAGCAAGGCCGAACAGAGACAUGCAGGACCGUCUCGGACGAGAGUGUCGCUUUCUGCAACGCCAUGGCCGAUGCUGACGCCUCACCUGAGGAGUGCCAGAAGAAGUUGAGAGCGGCGCUUGAUGCACACGUCAAGUACAUUUCGGAUGCUAGUGAUGGACGUGGUGUCGACCGUCAUCUUUUCGGACUGAAGAAGUGCCUCAAGGAGGGUGAGGAAGUACCUGCUCUGUACCAGGACCCAGCCUACUCAUACAGCUCCACAUGGUUCAUUUCGAGUUCGCAGUUGUCAAGCGAGUACUUUAACGGUUACGGAUGGUCGCAAGUCAUCGACGACGGAUGGGGCAUCGCCUACAUGAUCAACGAGAACAGCAUUCAGUUCAACGUCUGCUCAAAGGGACUCGGUUCGGAAAAGAUGAGCUUCUACCUCAACGAGGCCGCCGGUGACAUGAGGGAUAUCAUGCUGCCCACUUUGGACGCGGCAAAGGCAAAGUUGUAG